Molecule: messenger RNA, 4281 nt
Organism: Chaetura pelagica (chimney swift)
Lineage: Eukaryota; Metazoa; Chordata; Aves; Apodiformes; Apodidae
Gene: WDR7
Product: WD repeat domain 7
Exons: 27
Coding region: 1-4281 (1426 amino acids)
Cellular component (GO): cytoplasm
Molecular function (GO): protein binding
Source: RefSeq, a predicted model, not a curated record
AUGGCAGGGAACAGCCUGGUGCUGCCCAUCGUGCUGUGGGGCCGCCGGGCGCCCACGCACUGCAUCUCCAGCCUGCUGCUCAUGGAGGAGUCCUCUGUCAUUGUCACUGGCUGCCACGAUGGGCAGAUCUGUCUCUGGGACCUGUCUGCAGAUCUAGAGAUUAAUCCCAGAGCUCUGUUGUUUGGUCAUACAGCCUCAAUUACUUGUUUAUCAAAGGCCUCUGCUUCCAGUGAAAAGCAGUACAUAGUGAGUGCAUCAGAGAGCGGGGAGAUGUGUCUGUGGGAUGUGAAUGAUGGGAGAUGCAUAGAGUUUACUAAACUAGCCUGCACACACACUGGCAUACAGUUCUAUCAGUUUACAGUUGGGACUCAGCACGAAGGGAGACUAUUAUGCCAUGGACAUUAUCCAGAAAUUCUUGUUGUGGAUGCUACCAGCCUUGAGGUUCUUUAUUCUUUAUUGUCAAAGAUAUCUCCUGACUGGAUCAGCUCCAUGGCUAUCAUCCGAUCCACCAGAACACAAGAGGAUACAGUUGUAGCAGUGUCAGUGACUGGCAUCCUGAAAGUGUGGAUAAUAACCUCUGAAGUCAGUCGCAUGCAGGAUACAGCUCCAGUGUUUGAGGAGGAGUCCAAGCCCAUUUACUGUCAGAACUGCCAGAGCAUCUCCUUCUGUGCCUUCACCCAGCAGUCGCUGCUGGUGGUUUGCUCCAAGUACUGGCGGGUGUUUGAUGCUGGAGAUUAUUCCCUGUUGUGUUCAGUCCCGAGUGAAAAUGAUCAGACCUGGACUGGUGGCAACUUUGUGUCAGCUGAUAAAGUGAUUGUUUGGACAGAAGAUGGACAAAGUUUCAUUUACAAAUUACCAGCCAGCUGCCUACCAGCUAGUGACUCCUUUCGCAGAGAUGUGGGGAAGGCAGUGGAAAAUCUGAUACCUCCUUUAUUGUACAGUGUGUUGGACAGAGCAGAUAAACAGCUGCUAAUAUGUCCUCCGGUCACUCGAUUCUUCUAUGGGCAUAGGGAAUUCUCCUAUAAACUGUUAAUCCAGGGAGACUCUUCAGGGAGGCUGUGUAUUUGGAGUGUGCCUGAUACUCUGGAACAAGACGAUAGUGCAAAAGUCAUGGGGCCGGCCCCGCAGACGGCCAUCGUCCAGCUGCUGCAGGGGGAGCACAUGCUGAGGAGGGGUUGGCCACCUCACCGGACACUCCGAGGCCAUCGGAACAAAAUCACAUGUUUACUGUAUCCUCAUCAGGUCUCUUCUCGUUAUGAUCAGAGGUAUUUGAUCUCAGGUGGUGUGGAUUUCUCAGUCAUCAUAUGGGAUAUAUUUUCUGGAGAGAUGAAACAUAUCUUCUGUGUUCAUGGUGGAGAGAUCACACAGCUUCUAGUUCCACCAGAAAACUGUAGUGCAAGAGUCCAGCACUGUGUUUGCUCUGUGGCCAGUGACCACUCAGUAGGUCUUCUGAGUCUGAGGGAGAAAAAGUGCAUCAUGUUGGCAUCCCGGCACCUCUUCCCUAUUCAGGUGAUAAAGUGGAGACCUUCUGAUGACUACCUGGUGGUAGGAUGUUCAGAUGGGUCCGUGUACGUCUGGCAAAUGGAUACUGGUGCCCUGGACAGGUGUGUGAUGGGGAUCACAGCAGUGGAGAUCCUGAAUGCCUGUGAUGAGGCAGUGCCUGCUGCUGUGGACGCCCUGAGCCAUCCCGCCGUCAACCUGAAGCAGGCCAUGACACGCCGCAGCCUGGCUGCGCUCAAGAACGUGGCCCAUCAGAAGCUGCAGACUCUUGCCACCAACCUGCUGGCUUCUGAGGCCUCUGACAAGGGGAAUUUACCAAAAUACUCCCACAACUCCCUGAUGGUCCAAGCUAUAAAGACUAACUUAACAGACCCAGACAUACACGUGCUCUUCUUUGACGUGGAAGCCCUGAUUAUCCAGCUGCUGACUGAGGAGGCCUCCAGGCCCAACACUGCUCUCAUUUCUCCUGAGAAUUUGCAGAAAGCCUCUGGGGGGGCUGACAAGGGAGGCUCCUUCUUGGCUGGGAAACGAGCAGCCGUGCUCUUCCAGCAGGUCAAGGAAACAAUCAAAGAGAACAUAAAAGAGCAUCUUCUGGAUGAUGAAGAUGAGGAUGAGGAAUCGAUGAGGCAGAGAAGAGAAGAUGGUGACCCAGAGUAUCGCUCUAGCAAAUCCAAACCAUUAACUUUAUUAGAAUAUAAUCUAACCAUGGACACAGCAAAGCUUUUCAUGUCCUGUCUCCAUGCCUGGGGCCUGAAUUCUGUUCUAGAUGAGCUUUGCCUGGAUCGCCUGGGGAUGCUCAAGCCACACUGCUCCGUGUCCUUUGGCCUCCUGUCCAGAGGAGGCCACAUGUCUCUGAUGCUUCCUGGCUAUAAUCAGCCUGUAGGCAAACCCUCGUGUGGCAGUGAGGAGCUGGGAAGGAAAAUGUCCCUGACAGAAGGCCUGGGAAAGGGGACAUACGGUGUGUCCCGGGCUGUCACCACCCAGCACCUCCUGUCAGUCAUCUCACUGGCCAACACGCUGAUGAGCAUGACCAAUGCGACCUUCAUUGGAGACCACAUGAAGAAAGGUCCCACCAGGCCACCUAGGCCAGGCACUCCUGAGAUGUCAAAAGCGAAGGCGUCCCCUUCAGUUUCAAGUCAUGCAGUCCAAGGACAGAUUAAGCAAGUUGCUCCUGCUGUUUCUUCUAGCACUGAAGCUGGUCACUCUGGCUCUGACACUGCUCCCACUUUACAUACCUGUUUUUUAGUCAAUGAAGGGUGGAGCCAGCUGGCUGCCAUGCACUGUGUGAUGCUCCCUGACCUGCUGGGGCUGGACAAGUUCAGGCCUCCCCUGCUGGAGAUGCUGGCGCGCAGGUGGCAGGACCGAUGCUUGGAGGUCAGAGAAGCUGCCCAGGCCUUGUUGCUGGCUGAGCUGAGAAGAAUUGAGCAGGCAGGUCGGAAAGAAACCAUUGAUGCCUGGGCUCCCUACCUGCCACAGUACAUGGACAGCGUCAUAUCUCCUGGAGUGACCACGGAAGCCAUUCAGACUGGGAGUGCAAGUCCAGAUUCUCUGGGGACAGAAGCAAAAGUUCAGGAAGAGGAACAUGACCUGGUUGAUGAUGACAUCCCACCUGGCUGCCUGCCGGGCCUCCCUCAGCUGAAGAAGAGCUCCACGUCCUACGAGGAGAGGAGGAAGCAGGCCACGGCCAUCGUCCUGCUGGGCGUCAUUGGGGCCGAGUUCGGCGCGGAGAUUGAGCCGCCCAAGCUGCUGACCCGGCCGCGCAGCUCCAGCCAGAUCCCCGAGGGCUUUGGCUUGACGAGUGGUGGAUCAAAUUAUUCCUUGGCAAGGCACACGUGCAAGGCGCUGACGUUCCUGCUGCUGCAGCCGCCCAGCCCGCGCCUGCCCGCGCACAGCACCGUCCGCAGAACCGCCAUCGACCUCAUCGGCCGCGGCUUCACCGUCUGGGAGCCCUACAUGGACGUGUCGGCCGUGCUGAUGGGCCUCCUGGAGCUCUGCGCCGACGCCGAGAAGCAGCUGGCCAACAUCACAAUGGGGCUGCCCCUCAGCCCGGCGGCCGACUCGGCGCGCUCGGCUCGGCACGCCCUGUCCCUCAUCGCCACCGCCAGACCUCCCGCCUUCAUCACCACCAUCGCCAAGGAGGUGCACCGCCACACCGCCCUGGCCGCCAACACCCAGUCCCAGCAGAACAUCCACACCACCACCCUGGCCCGGGCCAAGGGGGAGAUCCUGAGGGUCAUUGAGAUCCUGAUUGAGAAGAUGCCUACCGACGUCGUGGACCUUCUGGUGGAGGUUAUGGACAUCAUCAUGUAUUGCCUUGAAGGAUCUUUGGUUAAGAAGAAGGGGCUUCAGGAAUGCUUUCCAGCCAUCUGCAGGUUCUACAUGGUGAGCUACUACGAGCGCAGCCACCGGAUCGCGGUGGGCGCUCGCCACGGCGCCGUUGCCCUCUACGACAUCCGCACUGGCAAGUGUCAGACCAUCCACGGCCACAAAGGAGCCAUCACCGCGGUGGCCUUCGCGCCCGACGGCCGCUACCUCGCCACCUACUCCAACUCCGACAGCCACCUCUGCUUCUGGCAGAUGAACACCUCUCUCCUGGGGAGCAUUGGCAUGCUGAACUCGGCCCCCCAGCUGCGCUGCAUCAAGACGUUCCAGGUGCCCCCGGUGCAGCCCGCGUCCCCGGGCUCGCUCAGCGCCCUGCGCCUGGCGCGCCUCAUCUGGACCUCCAACCGCAACGUCAUCCUCAUGGCCCACGACGGCAGGGAGCACCGCUUCAUGGUCUAG